AUGACGAUUACCUCUGUAAAGAGCCUCCUACCAGGCCGCAUUGCGUCCAAUGCCUCCGAGAACCGAACAGAAAAGCCUCCCCCACAGCUUCAUGGCAUUACAGACUUCCCCUUCAAAGGCUACCAGCCUCCGCAACCUGAAGGAUACCAACAAAGCCAAGCCCACCCCGAUACCAGUGCGAUUGUCAUUGACAAUGGCUCUCAUCUCGUCAAGGCCGGUUGGUCAUUCGACAAAAAUCCUCGAUUCGCCAUACCCCCCGUCAUGAGCCGAUACCGUGAUCGCAAGCUUAAUCGCCAGUGCCAAUUCAUCGGAUAUGAUGCUUACGUCGAUGCGACUACGAGAGGACAACUGCGCAAUGGGUUCGACCCCGGCUCAAGUGUUGUCGGUAACUGGGAUGUCAUGGAAGGAGUGCUGGACUAUCUGUUCCUGAAGCUGGGCGUGGAUGGUGCCAAUGGCGGCGUCGGUCGUCCUAUCUUAAUGACCGAGCCGAUCGCCAAUAUGGCUUAUUCCAGAAAAAUGAUGAAUGAAAUCCUCUUCGAAUGCUACUCUGCGCCGUCAGUGGCAUACGGUGUCGACUCGCUCUUUUCAUAUCGCUACAAUGGUGGAACGGAUGGGUUGAUCAUUGAUUCGUCGCAUACCUCCACCCAUGUUAUUCCCGUCAUGAACUCGAAACCCGUCUUCUCCAACAGCUCUCGCCUCAACUGGGGUGGCCUACAAGGAUCUGAAUAUCUCAUGAAGCUUAUGAAGCUCAAGUACCCGACCUUCCCGACCCGCUUAACAGAUGCCCAUAUGGAGGAGAUGGUUCAUAACCACUGCUACGUUGCACAGGAUUACAACCGCGAGUUGAGCACGUUCCUUGACUGGUCUGGACUCGAGGACCGCGAUCAUGUUAUCCAGUUCCCCUUCACAGAGCACGUUAUUCAGGAGAAGACGGAAGAAGAGCUUGCCCGGAUUGCUGAGCGCAAGAAGGAGAGUGGCCGUCGUCUCCAAGAACAGGCCGCGAGAAUGCGCCUGGAGAAACUUGUCAAGAAAGAGCAAGAGCUGGAAUACUGGAAGGAACUGCAGCUCAGACUGGAGAACGAGAAUAAGAAAGAAACUCGUCGCCUUUUGGAAGCCGAGGAUCUGAAGGACGAAGCCGCACUAGACAAAUUGAUCCGCGAACUGGAGAAGUCUAUCAAACGUUCGCGCAACAAGGACCUGGGUAUUGAAGAAACCGAGGAGCAGCCUGAGGAAAUGACAUUCCCCAUGCUCGAUAUUCCGGAUGAUCAAUUGGAUGAGGCCGGUCUGAAAGAAAAACGACACCAACGCCUCAUGAAAUCUAACGUUGAUGCUAGACAGCGCGCCAAAGAGGAGAAGGAGCGCGAGAAGGCUCGCAUUGCAGAAGAAGAGCGUCUGGACCGCGAGGAGCGCGAGAACAACUUCGAGAGCUGGAUUGCCAAGCGUCGCGGCAACCGCCAGCGCAUCCUUCAAAACAUUAAAGAUCGCGACCGUUUUACGGCAGAUCUUGGAAACCGCAAAUCCCUCGCUAGUCAGAUGCGUAUGAAGACUCUAGCCAACCUGGCAUCCGACGGUCCCAAAAAGCGUCGCCGCGGUGGUGAUGACGAUGACUUCGGUGCCAACGACGAGGACUGGGGUGUUUACCGCACUGUUGCUGUUGGUGAGGCCAGUGAUGACGAAGAAGAGGAGGAUCUUAACGCCAUGCUCGACUCCGCUGAAAAAGAACUCCUCGAGUACGACCCCGAGUUCAACGAGAAUAACACAUUCGCCGCACAAUCGGACUGGACAAAGAGUCUUGUGCACGCAUUCCUUCGUGGACCUUGGCCUUUCGAUCCAGAGAGCCAACGCGAAGCACACCAGCUUCAUCUGAACGUUGAGCGUAUCCGUGUUCCCGAGGUCGUUUUCCAGCCCUCUAUUGCUGGUGUUGACCAGGCUGGUCUCAUUGAGAUUGUGGCCGAUAUUAUUAAUCACCGCUAUUCAAACCCGCAGGACCAGUCUCGUCUGCUCAAGGAUGUCUUCUUGACUGGUGGAAAUACUCUGUUUACUGGCUUCGAUGAACGCUUCCGUAAAGAGGUUCGCGGGUUCUUGCCUGUUGAUGCUACGCUGAAUGUGCGCAAGGCUACGGAUCCUGUCUAUGAUGCUUGGAAGGGUGCUGCUCAGUGGGCUUCUGGUGGUGAUUUUGGUCGGUCUUCUGUUACGCGGCAGGAGUAUUUGGAGAAGGGUAGUGAGUAUAUCAAGGAGCAUGAACUUGGUAAUGCUACGUGGUGA
This is a messenger RNA of Penicillium soppii, 2265 nucleotides long. RefSeq names its product actin-related protein ARP5. Gene Ontology annotation, cellular component: cytoplasm; Ino80 complex. NCBI's taxonomy places the organism in Eukaryota, Fungi, Ascomycota, Eurotiomycetes, Eurotiales, Aspergillaceae. The transcript has 4 exons. Gene Ontology annotation, biological process: regulation of DNA-templated transcription. Bases 1 to 2265 code for a protein of 754 amino acids. The record is from RefSeq and is a predicted model, not a curated record.